UCUAAUUUUUCUUACCUCAAUUUGCAGCUUCAACAAUGGCGGUCGAAUCAAACCAAACCCACGAGUUCAUUUUCCGAUCAAAGCUUCCCGAUAUUCACAUUCCCAAUCAUCUUCCACUCCACGAAUACGUUUUCCAAAACAUGUCCAAAUUUGGCUCACGCCCCUGUUUGAUCAACGGCGCCACCGGCGACGUUUACUCAUACCACGACGUUCAGCUAAUGUCCCGUCGUGUCGCUGCUGGUUUACACAAUCUCGGAAUUAAAAAGAGUGAUGUCGUCAUGAAUUUACUUCCCAAUUCCCCGGAGUUUGUCUUUACCUUCCUCGCCGCCUCGUACUGUGGAGCUGUUAUGACGGCGGCGAACCCCUUUUACACGGCGGUGGAAAUAGCCAAACAGGCCAAAGCCGCCAAUGCCAAAUUGAUUGUGACGAUGGCUUGCUUUUACGAUCGGGUUAAGGAUUUGGCGGAAAAUGGGGUGAAAAUUGUUUGUGUUGAUUUUGCUGUUGAGGGUUGUCUGCAUUACUCUGUUUUGAGUGGGGCGGAUGAAUCCCACGUGCCGGCGGUGGAGUUUGCCGCUGACGAUGUGGUGGCGCUGCCGUAUUCCUCCGGCACUACUGGUUUGCCGAAGGGAGUUAUGUUAACGCAUAAAGGGUUAAUCACAAGCGUUGCUCAACAAAUCGACGGCCAAAAUCCGAAUCUCUAUUAUCACGGCAGUGAUGUUAUCCUCUGUGUACUGCCGUUCUUCCACGUCUAUUCACUGAACUCGAUUUUACUGUGUGGCCUACGCGCCGGCGCUGCGAUUUUGAUAAUGCAGAAAUUCGAGAUCCUUUCGCUUUUGGAAUUGAUUGAGAAACACAAAGUUUCAAUCAUGCCGAUUGUUCCGCCCAUUUUCUUGGCCAUUGCUAAGUCGCCGGAAUUUGAGAAAUAUGACGUGUCAUCGGUGAGGGUUUUAAAAUCCGGUGGAGCGCCGUUGGGGAAGGAGCUGGAAGACGCUGUGAGAGAGAAAUUUCCAACGGCGGUUCUCGGGCAGGGAUAUGGAAUGACGGAGGCCGGUCCGGUUUUGACAAUGAGUUUAGCUUUUGCGAAAGAGCCGUUUCCAGUGAAAGCCGGCGCCUGUGGGACGGUGGUCCGUAAUGCAGAGAUGAAAAUCGUUGACCCAGAAACCGGCGCCUCGUUGCCGGCGAACUCCGCCGGAGAGAUUUGUAUUAGAGGGGAACAGAUCAUGAAGGGAUAUUUGAAUGAUUUGGAGUCCACGAAGAGGACCGUUGACAAAGAAGGAUGGCUUCACACCGGCGACAUCGGCUUCGUCGACGACGACGACGAGCUGUUCAUAGUGGAUCGGCUUAAGGAGCUCAUCAAAUUCAAGGCCUUUCAAGUGGCGCCAGCCGAGCUCGAGUCGCUUCUUAUCACUCACCCCAAACUCUCCGACGCGGCGGUCAUUGGUAUGCCGGACGAGCAGGCCGGAGAAGUGCCGGUGGCGUUUGUGGUGAAGGCGAACGGCGGCGCAAUAACAGAGGAAGACGUAAAGCAAUUCAUAUCAAAACAAGUGGUGUUCUACAAGAGGCUAAAACGUGUGUUCUUCGUCAACGCCAUUCCAAAGGCGCCAUCUGGCAAAAUCCUGAGAAAAGAACUCAGAGCAAAACUUGCUUCUGGGGCUUUCAAUUAAUUUAAUUACCAAAUUACCCAAAUAUUAACACACCAAUUAUUAUUUCUUUU
Messenger RNA from Cucurbita moschata (crookneck pumpkin), 1714 nucleotides. Its product is annotated as 4-coumarate--CoA ligase 2-like. Bases 36 to 1664 code for a protein of 542 amino acids. Lineage: Eukaryota; Viridiplantae; Streptophyta; Magnoliopsida; Cucurbitales; Cucurbitaceae. The transcript has 2 exons. Gene Ontology annotation, molecular function: CoA-ligase activity. The record is from RefSeq and is a predicted model, not a curated record.